Molecule: messenger RNA, 696 nt
Organism: Endocarpon pusillum Z07020
Lineage: Eukaryota; Fungi; Ascomycota; Eurotiomycetes; Verrucariales; Verrucariaceae
Exons: 6
Coding region: 1-696 (231 amino acids)
Molecular function (GO): nucleic acid binding; zinc ion binding
Source: RefSeq, a predicted model, not a curated record
AUGGACUACCAAGGUGGAGGCGGCCAGUCUCGCGGCUGCUUCAACUGCAACUCGCUGGAGCAUCAGGCCCGUGAUUGUCCCACCAAAGGAAACCCGAAGUGCUACAACUGUGGUGGUGAGCUCUUCCGACUUGCUGCGUUUCCUGUGAGGGCCACGUCUCCCGCGAAUGUACCCAAGCGGCAAAACCCAAGUCCUGCUACCGAUGCGGCCAAGAAGGUCACGUCUCCCGCGAAUGCCCAAACCAAGAGUCUAAUGGUGGUGGCUGGGGUUCCGGGGGUGGCGGCGGCGGCGGAUACUCUGGCGGUGGCGGAGGACAAGAAUGCUACAAAUGUGGUAAAGUUGGACACAUCGCUCGCAACUGCAACGAAGGUGGAGGAGGUUACCAGGGUGGUCGCGGUGGGGGUGGCUAUGGCGGAGGCUACGGCGGCGGUUAUGGCGGUGGUCGAGGAGGCGGUGGUGGUCAAACUUGCUACACCUGUGGUGGAUUUGGACACAUGUCACGUGAUUGUACCCAAGGCCAGAAGUGCUACAACUGUGGCGAAGUUGGUCAUCUCUCCCGCGACUGCCCGUCUGAACCCUCGAGCGAGCGCGUCUGCUACAAGUGCAAGCAGCCCGGCCACGUCCAGGCGUCUUGCCCCAACUAAACCCCAUAUUACGAUGAUUGGCAUAAACUCGAUACCCACUUUCCUUGAAUGA